AAAAAAAAAAAAAAGCUUUUUGUGAGAUAUUUACUCUUCCGACAAAUAAUAGUAACAGCUUUCAUUUACCAUCUAAUAUGUUCUAUGCGUUGUGCAAAAUGUUUUAGAUAUUGUCUUAUUAAAUUCUCAUAACAGCCCCCUGAGCUAUUUACCUAUGAGACAGGAGGCUUAGAUAGAAAUUAAAUAGCCUGCCAAAGUUAGGUAUGGUGGAACUAACAUUGGAACACAAAAAGGUGCAGAUCUAGGACAUAAAGGUUGAAAUUUACAGAAAAGAACAGAAGCAGUGGUGACCUCUCUUUUUCCAUCACUCUUAUGAAUUUCAGGGUGAAAUUGUUUCUUAUUUGAGUCAUUUUGUUUUCUUCUGAAUGAAACAUUUAUUUCACGUAAUUUUUGUUUUUAAAUUGCUAGUGUCUGUUAGUGUAAAGUCAUUUUAAGGUUUGGAUAUUGUAAAAACAAAGGAAUGAAGGAAACUCAAACAAUGUGCCAUUCUAGAAGCAAACAAUUUCUACUAAAUUUGAAGAUUGAAGAUAUUCCAAAUGAUGACACUAUCCUGAUAUUAAAUUAUCAAUCAGGGUUUAUAAUUUAUGAAUGUGAACAUCUUCCUGGAAAUAACGAUUUGGAAUUUUAUUGACUUGUUUUUCUGUCUGUCUGAUUCAGUGAGUCUGUUUCAAAAUUUCAGCCUUAUCGGUAUUGUAAUCUGUGUGUAUUCUCCAGUUCAAAAGAGACCCUAUCUUCCUUCCUUUGAGGAAAUACUAGGUAUAUAAUACUGGGACUUUUUCAUAGUUCCAUGGAUGAGAAUACAAAAGAUUAGUAAGACAUAUUCUCAGCACUCAAAGAUCUUUUGUCUUUUGAAGUUCCCAGGCUAGGUAGUUGCACCACAGCCAGAGCAACUCGGGAUCUGUGACUUACACCAUAGCUCAUGGCAGUGCUGGAUCCUUAACCCACUGAGCAAGGCCAGGGAUCAAACCCAUCUCCCCAUGGAUACUAGUUGGGUUUGUUAACCACUGAGCCAUGAGGGGAACUCCUCAAGGAUCUUACUCCAGUAAGAAGACUCAUAUAAAUGCACAGAUAUGGUCUUUAUAACAGCAGAGUUUAAAAAAAAUGGAACCUCGUUCCUGUGACACUUUUGUGGCAUUACCUCCAACAACAGUUGAUAAUAGGAUUAUUUUUGGAAAAAAUUCUGAUAGACCUUGUGAUGAAGUACAAGAAGUAGUUUAUUUUCCUGCAGCAGUUCAUGACAACCUGAAAGAACAUCUUAAGUGUACUUACAUAGAAAUUGAUCAAGUUCCUGAAACAUAUGCUGUUGUUCUUAGUCGUCCAGCUUGGUUAUGGGGAGCAGAAAUGGGAGCCAAUGAGCAUGGAGUUUGCAUUGGGAAUGAAGCUGUAUGGGGAAGAGAAGAAGUUUGUGAUGAAGAGGCACUACUGGGCAUGGACCUUGUCAGACUUGGCCUUGAAAGAGCUGAUACAGCUGAAAAAGCCCUCAAUGUCAUUGUUGAUUUAUUAGAAAAAUAUGGCCAGGGUGGAAAUUGUUCAGAGGGUAGGAUGGUAUUUAGCUAUCACAACAGUUUCCUGAUAGCUGAUAGGAAUGAAGCCUGGAUUCUGGAGACUGCAGGGAAGUACUGGGCAGCAGAAAAAGUACAAGAGGGAGUUCGUAAUAUUUCUAAUCAGCUUUCUAUAACAACCAAGAUUGAUCGGGAGCACCCAGACAUGAGAAACUAUGCUAAGCAGAAAGGCUGGUGGGAUGGUAAAAAAGAGUUUGAUUUUGCUGCAACAUACUCUUAUCUCGACACAGCCAAGAUGAUGACUUCAUCAGGCAGAUAUUGUGAAGGCUACAAGCUUCUGAAUAAACAUAAAGGAAACAUAACUUUCGAAACAAUGAUGGAAAUUCUCCGAGAUAAACCAAGUGGCAUUAAUAUGGAGGGAGAAUUCCUGACUACAGCAAGCAUGGUUUCUAUUUUACCUCAGGACUCCAACCUUCCUUGCAUUCAUUUCUUUACAGGGACUCCUCAUCCUGAGAGAUCUGUUUUUAAGCCUUUUGUAUUUGCACCAAAUAUUUCACAACUAUCAGACACCAGUUCACCUACAUUUGAACCUGAGUAUUCAGUUAAAAAGAAGCCACAUUUUAAUAUUAAGCCUGACAGAAGACACCCACUCUACCAAAAACAUCAAGAGGCACUGGAAAUACUCGAUAGUAAGGAGGAAAAAGCCAAAACAAUGUUGGACAACAUGAGGAAACUGGAGAAAGAACUAUUCAAAGAGAUGGAAUCGAUCCUUCAAAACAAGCAUCUUGAUGUGGAUAAAAUUGUUAAUCUUUUUCCUCAGUGUACAAAAGAUGAAAUUAGAAUUUAUAAGUCAAAUUUUAGUUCUUAGUGAUCACAUAAAUGGUUAGCAAUCUUCCUCAAAGUUAUAAUCUAUUACCUUGGUAAAUAAUGUAAACUUAGUUUGAGAAUAUUUGAUUAUUCUUUAAUAGCAUUCAAGUGAUGCUUGGCUAUUAAAACUAUAUACAACCUUGUUGAAAUAUUGAGAAAUAACAUUGAAACUGGACACAUAUAUCAUGGAUUGCCAGAUGAUACUUCAGGUACCAACUUGUAUUAAUUUUUUUAGCCAUACACCUUUUAAAAAAUCAUAAUAAAUAUCUAGUUCUGCAUAAAGCAUGAAACAUUAAAAUAAUGCAAGUAUUUAUUAUGAUUAUGAAUUGUCCUCAAAUAAUUAGUUACAAUGAGAAAACAGAUUUUUCUUUAGUAAUGGAAAAUAUUGUCUUAACCAAUGAAUUUUUUUGUACUUUAGGCAAGUAUUAAGCAGCUCUAACAAAAUUUUAUAGAUUUACACAUUGUCUUAUUACCAGGUUUUAACUACGCAAAUGUUUUAUUAAACUCAAACAUACUCAUGCUCCUUAAUGGGCUUUUGGUUAAUAUUUUUAGAAGAGCUUUCCUAGGAGACUAGGUAAUGGAAUAAGCCUAGGCCUUAGGAGAUACUGUUUUGUUGUCUAAAUCUCUCUCAUCUUUUACCUCUGUUCAUUCAGUGCAAACAGGAAUAAGAAUGAGAUAGUGGUGAUGAAAUAGAAAUACUAGUGUAUUACGGGGUUCCCAUUGUGGUUAGUAUCCAUGAGGACACUCGUUUGAUCCCUGGCCUCGCUAAGUGAGUUAAGGAUCUGGUGUUGCUGUGAGCUGUGGCAUAGGUCUCAGACAUGGCUUAGAUCCCGUAUUGCUAUGGCUGUGCUGUAGGCCUGCAGCUACAGCUCUGACUAGACCCUUAGCCUGGGAAUUUCCAUAUGCUGCAGGUGUGGCCCUAAAAAAAAAAAAAAGACAAAAAAAUAGUGUGUUAUGAACAUUAAGAAAUGUUAUAAUGUACAAUGUAUUAUGAACAUUAUAAAUGAGUAAUAGUAUCUACCCAGAGAGUAUAAAACUUGUUAAAAUUACAUAGAGUUUACCAAAGUAGGAUUCAAAAUAUAAACAAAUGAAAGAUCCAACUCAAAAUAAUGCUAUGUAUGUAUUGGUUUCUAGAAAUUUCCAUUUUAUUUGAGUACACUAUCGUAUUUAUUGGUAGUUAUUGUUGCAAUUAGAACUAUCAUUAAAGUAGUGAAUCAUUAUAUUUAAAGAGUAUUCAGGAAUUUUUUUAAAGUUCUCUCAUAAAAAUCAUAAUCUGCCUGAAAUUGAUUCCUCUUGUCCAGUGCAGGGCCGCUAUUACAAAAGAAAAGAUACCUGUUUCAAGUAUUCAGUUAAUUCUGGUUUGCCUUACAUAUAGUUCAGUGAUAGGUUCUUCCUAAAUCAUGAAGCCACUUGGCUAACCCCCAAGUGGCUCUCCUUUUUAAUAUGUGAGCAACCUAAGGGUAAGCAGUUCAUUGAUUGCUCUCUUUUUAAAUAUGUGAGCAAACUAAGGGUAAGCAGUUCAUUUAUUUGUUUAGGCACAGAAACGUGAGUCUUAUUUCUCUCUCUAGGGCCCACAUGUUUUCACUUUCUCCUUUGAUAGCACACUAGACCAGACUAGCACCAGGCUUCCACCUGGACCACUGCAGUUAAGUUCUUCUACACCUAUUUUUGCUUUUUAUCUUCAUCCAUGUGGGUCACUGCAGCCAGAGUGAUUUACUAAAAUUUUAAAUCUAGCCAUGAGUUUCCCUUCUAAAACUUUAGGGGGAAAAAAGAAGACUAAUUUUUAGAGCUGUUUUUGCUUUAAAGCAAAACUGAGCAGAAAGUACAGUUUCCAUAUAUCUCCUGUUCCUCUAUUCUCCCCCCAUCAAUAUCCCACACCAGAAUGGUACAUUAAUUAUAACUGACGGACCCACAUUGAUAAAUCAUUAUCACCCAAAUCCAUAAUUUACAUUAGGGUUCACUCAUUGUACAUUCUAUGAGUUGGGACAAACGUAUAAUGACGUGUAUCCACAAUUAGAGUAUCAUACAGAACAGUUUCACUGCUCUCAGUAGCCUCUGUGCUCCACCUAUUCAUCCCACCUUUCCUAAGCCCCGGCAACCACUCAUCUUUUUAUAGUCUCCAGAGCUUUGCCUUUUCCAGAAUAUUAUAUAGUUGGAAUCACACAGUAUGUGGCCCUUUCAGAUUGGCUCUUUAACUUAUGUAAUAUGCAUUUAAGUUUUCCCUUUGUCUUUUUGUAGCUUGAUAGCUCAUUUCUUUUUAGUGCUGAAUAAGAUUCCGUUGUCUGGAUGUCCUGGUUGCUGAAGGACAUCUUGGUUGCUCCCAUGUUUUGGCAAUUAUAUGAAUAAAGCUACUAUAAACAUCCGUAUACAGAGUUUUGUGUAGACAUACGUUUUUAACUCAUUUGGGCAAAUACCUAGGAGCAUGAGUGCUGGAAUGCUAAUAGUAUGUUUAGUUUUAUAAGAAACUGCCAAAACUAUCUUCUCAAGUAACUACUGUACCAUUUUGCAUCCCUACCAGCAGGGAAUAAAAAUUCCUAUUGCUCCACAUCCUUGGGUAUUGUCAGUGUUCUGGAUUUUGGCCAUUCUAAUAGGUAUGUAUUGGUAUCACAUUGUUUUCAUUUGUAUUUUCCUAAUGCUAUAAGAUGCAGAGCAUCUUUUAAUAUGCCAUCUGUACGUCUUCUUCAGUGAGAUAUUUGUUCAGAUCUUUUGCUUAUUUUUAGAAAUCAAGUUGUUCAUUUUAUUAUUGAGUCAAACUCUUCAAAGAGUCAUUGAGGAGUUUGCUGAUGGCCUAGCGGGCUAAGGAUCUGGUGUUAUCAUUGCUGUGGUUGGAGUUGCUACUGUGGUGUGGGUUUUGAUCCCUGCCCCAGGAACUUCCCCGUGCUUGGGGUGUGGCAAAAUAAGUCAUUGAGAUUAAAUCCCAAUCCAAUCCUGCUGAUCUACCCCCAGCUAUAUCUAAUUAUGCUUUUGUCAUUUUGUUUGUAAGUUUCUCUUCUGCCCUUUCAAUUCCUUGAAUGUGUCUGGUUCCUUCAUCAUGGCUGUACCCUCUGCUUGUCCCAUUCAUUUCAUGUGUUUUUUAUAUAAGUAGUUCUUUCCAUGCUUUAGAGUUUUGCUGAACCAUGACUUCCUCAGGGAAGUUUUCCCCACACACACGAUCAAGUAAUUUAUUCCUUGAUGUUUUAUACUCUCAGAGCCACAUGUGAUCCUGAUCACAAGUGUAAUUAAAUGUUUAACAUCUGUCUCUCGCAGCAGAAUAGAAGGUUUAUGAUGAUAGGAAUCACAUUUUUCCCCCCACUGUGUGUGCUCAGUAUUCAGCAUUGUCUGGCACAAGCUUGAUGCUUAAUAAACAUUUGUUAAAAUAAUAUUCAAGUACUGAUGGAAAGAAUUUACAUAGUCCUCCUCUCUGCCUAUAAAGUUGAUAAAAUUAGCUAGACAGUAUGUCUGUACAGUGGUAUCCUUUUGUAAGGCUGAGGUCAACCUGUUCCCUUUUCCAUAUUCAAAAUAGAAAUAAUAAUUCCCUAAAUAAAAGAAUUAUUUUAUAACACAGCUAGUUAAUUUAUAAAACAUUUUUGGAGACUUUCACUGUUUAAAUUCAGUAUGGUAUUGGGGCUUUGGUGCUUGUGUGAGUAAUUUAUUCCUUGAUGUAUACUAUAGAAAAUUUAAGGUUUCCUUAAAUUUCAUGUGUUUUUUAAGAGUAAAAAAAUUCAGGAGCUGAAAUUAAGCUUUUUUUUGGUCAAUCCUUAAAUGAUAAUGGUUUAUUAUUUACAUAAUAAACCAAGUGAAUAAUCUAAUAAAGUGAUUAUUGUAGAGACGGCUAGUUUGAUCUUUGAUGAAAACAUCAAUUUAUACAUUAAUUUUUCAAUAAAAAAUUUAGAAAUAAUUAGGCAGGCUAGAAUUUUGGAAAUCUAGUUCCUAUUUGUAAAAUUUGCCCCAAAAUAGGUUCUACUGAGUGAAUAUUUUUUCUUUUUUAUUAAUUACUUUAGGCUUUUAUCAUGACAAUUGUUAAAAGUUACUGUCUCAUCUUUUCCUGAAAAAUGAUGAUAACAUUUUUGAUUCUAAACUGUUUCUAACCAUUACUCAUCUCUUGAUUAAUAUGCUUAGUGGUUUAAAGUAAUUUUUUACAUGAUAUGAGAUAUGAUGGGGCAAAAACUAGGAGCUGUAUUCUAUUGCAUACAUGUAAAAUAAUAGUUUUAUAUAUAUUUUUUGCUUUAGAAAUGUACUGAUCACAAUCCUUAUUCUUUAAACGCCAAGCACACUUUAUUCUAAAAAUAUUGAAGUUUAAACACAAGUUAGGUGUGGAAUCCCUCAUUGAGAACAAAGAAAAGAAUAUUUGACAAUGCUGAAAAUUAGUAUAAAGGGGGUAGGUUUUAAUCAAAACUCCAUUAGGUAAUUUUCCCAGCUGUGACCUUGCAUUUUUUUUUUUUUUUUUGGCCACCCAAAAAAAAUGCAGCAGUUCCUGGGCCACCACUCAAACCCAAGCCAUAGCAGUGACCUGAGCUACUACAGGGACUAACACUGGAUCCUUAACCUGCUGUACCACAAGGGAACUCCAGUGACCCUGCAUAUUACAAAUUAUGAAAUAUGUGAGAAGGACUCUAAUGUCAUAUUGACUCAUUAAUAAAAGGUUUUUGCUGAGUGAAUUACUGGGCAAGGCCUGGUGCACAGAUCCUAUAGGGUCAUGAGGAACACAACAAUCUCAGGAGACCCAUUUAAGGAAACAUUGAAAACCCAUGGAAAAGACUUCUCUGAUGGCUUCUGCAUUAUUUUUGAGAUUACUCAAAAAAAAAAAAAAAAAAAGAUGCUGGCAAUGCAAGUUAAAAGAGGUAUUUUAUUGAGAAACUUGCUUUGUUAGUGAGGGAGUAAAAGUUACAAAUAUUUUCAUUUAAUAAAAUUAGCAUAUCCUUAAUUCUAAAAACAUCUCUUAAAAGCCUUCAUUAUCUAAAACUGCAGAUCAUUCUCAAGUCAGGGUUUUCUUUUAGUGUUUCUUAUGGAAAAAGAUACUGCCAAUUUCCUUCAUGCAAAUAAUAGAACACAUAUGGUAUGAUUUGUUCACAAGCAAAACAAAUUCCCCACUUGAGUCUGAAUUGCCUGCAUGCAUAUGAAUUAAUAUCGUUAUUGCUCUAACUAUAUAAAAGUCUUCUGGUACAGCAAUGAAGCUUUAUGAUUACUCCUGAGCAUUCUGAGAAUUAUAAUGUGGUCAUAUAUAUAUAUAUUUUUUAAAGUUACACAGCAAGAUAGUUCUGCUGAAAAACCCCAUUCCCUAAUUAUAACUUAAAAUUGGUAUAGGUUAAUGCUACACAUUGAUGUAUAUUUUACUUGUUAAAUACACUAGGCUUCCAUGCAGGUUUUUUUAAAAAUUACAUUUUUGUUGCAUUAAAAGGGCAAUGAUUUAACCCUAUAAGUUAUUUUCUAAAUGGCUUCUAUACAUAAGACACUAAAAGUAUGAGACAAAUAAAUAUUUGAAACAGUUUUAAAUAAGUUAAACUAGUACUGACAUUAAGUAGAGGUUCAAAGGUCAUAUGAAUAGACGUCUCCUUAAUUGACUCAAGAUAAAGCUUUUCUGAGGGCAACACUUAGUAAUUUUCAAAUUUAUAAAAUUUUACACAUGGAUACUUAAAAAAACUAAAUUGUAAAUGUAAAAGUAGGAUGUUAGGCAUAGAAUUUUAAAAAUCUUGGCUUGAAUUAUACAGGUUUUUUUCUUCUUUUUAGGGAAUAAGGUAAUAGGGCUAUCCUUCUGUAUUGAGAUGCUUUGUGCAAACACCAGAAAUGAUAUAUCAAAUGGCAAUAAUUCUGUUGAUAAAUUUAAUUGGAUUUGCCCAAAUUAUUAUUUUUAGUACAAAAGUUAAAGAUCAGACUACACUUCUAUUGGACUUUAGAGAUAAUAUUACUUAUGAAGGUUCUUAUUUCCCUCCUAAUGGCACAGAUUAGUAUUUUCGAUAGAAAAGCAAGGGACGAUAAACCUUAAAAAAGUAGUGCUUGUAGUUUUUAAUGAAUACUAUUUGUGAAGGAAAUGGGAAAAUAGAAUAAGAAGGCCUCUCAUUAGAAUCAUUAAAAUACUUAUUUAGGAGGUGCUAUGAGUAAGUGCAAAGUUGUCAUAAUUUAAGGUCCAUUUUCUGCCAGCAGCACACCUGCCAAAUUUGGCAAUUUAAAAGAAUAGUAAAUUGGAUGUUGAUUUUGAAGUUAUAGCACACAAUUGCAGGAAGCAAUGUUUUAAAAUGUUGGCAUAAUUUUUAUAGUAAUUAUUAUAUAUUCAUUAUGAGAACUUUAAAUUUUGAUUAGUUCUCUUUUUCCUAAGUCAGUUUCCUGUGUGUUUUCCAUACACAUGAAAUCACAGAAUCAUAGCAUGGGGUGAGAACAUGUCAAAUUUUACAGAAGAGGCAAAUGAUGCUCAGAGAACUUGUGAUUUACCCAAGGUCCCGUAGCUAAUAAGUAACAGAUUUGGGGCCAGAAUGUGACUCCAUAUGGGGUUGUUUCCUUCAUAACUUAGGUCUUGGUGGGUGGGGAUGAAUGCUCAAUUUCUUUAUAUCUUUCUUGUUGGGGAGUGUGUGUAUUAGUGGCAGGAGGACUGUGUUCAGGACUCUUUUGAAGAAAUCUGUAAAACAAGUACUCAUCCCGAAAUUCAUAUUCAUUGGUGAUAUGUUGGAUCACUCCCCCUUGCACCAGUCUGUCUCCAUAUAUCACAGCUUCACCACGGUCAGAGGCAAGGCCAACUUCAAUUAGCCAGUUCACCAAGUCACAGCCACAGAAGGUCCCAGCAGAAGUCUUUGGACCACACCUGUAUGUCAAAGGAAUGAUUCACCCACAUGUUCUGUAAAUCUGGUAUCAGCACUGCAUAAUGGAGGACAAGCAAGGAAAAAUAGGAGACAGGGAAAGACAGCAUGAUAGUUAAAAGGUGGCAGGAAUGAAACUAUUCUGAAUAUAAAGGGUUUAUUAAAUCACCUGACUCUAGAAGGACCCACCAGAGAAAAACAAAAUAUGCCAAUAAUGCUUGUGAAAACAGAAACACUUAACAAAAAUGACUUAGAUAAUGUAAAUGCAUCAACAAAGAAAUAUUCUUUUUAGAGCAGAUGGUCUUUUACCAUCAGAUAUAUUCUGUAGACAGCUGACUGUUAUGUAUUUUUAUAAGUUGUACUUUUAUUUAAAAUAUAAUUGUCUCAGGAACAUUAAAUAAUAUUUUUUG
Messenger RNA from Sus scrofa (pig), 9546 nucleotides. NCBI's taxonomy places the organism in Eukaryota, Metazoa, Chordata, Mammalia, Artiodactyla, Suidae. The record is from RefSeq and is a predicted model, not a curated record.